AAUGACACAAAAUACUCCUUCUUCACAUUUUGUCAAAAAAUUUAACAGCAAUCAGUGAAAUAUAAUCGGAAUAUGUGAUCAUAACAAAUCUAAGUGUGAAAUGACUAUUACUUUUAGUAAAUUAGCUAAAUUACAUCUCAUGAUUAAUGUUUUCUUUCAGUUCCACGAAUGUAGCGAGGUAUAUUAUUUUCCGUAUAAUACUACGUUGCGAGUCUAUAAUGGUGAACCAGCGACGCCUGCUGAAUUGCCUUAUCAGAUAGCGUUAAAAACGAGAGCAGAAUAUGAUAAUGGCUUGUUUUACACAUUCUGUGGUGGCGCCCUGAUUAGCCGCUCCAAAGUAUUGACGGCAGCACAUUGCUUUGUUCGAGAGAAUAAUGUUGUAGUCGCCAUCUGUCAAGGGUACACAUAUUUGCAAGAUUUAACAGACAAAUAUGCUGUAGCGGGAACAUUAAGAAAUAGGGCUCGUCAAGAAGAAGCACACGAGCAAUGGAGAACCAUAUAUAAUGUUAAUUAUCCUGCUUCGUAUAAAUUCCCGGAGCAUGACAUUGCUGUUCUGUUCGUAUUUCCCUACACUUUAAACGAUUUAGUGAAACCGAUCAAAAUAGCAAAGACAUAUGAAAAUUAUGAAGGAUACUGCUUGGUAUCAGGGUAUGGUGAAGUUUCCAAUCAGGUUACAUCCGACACCUUAAUGAAGGCAUACGUGUUAAUCCUUGCAAAUAAUAAAUGCCCUCGCGUCACUCAAUAUAGAGAUCUCGAAUAUAACAUAUGCACAUCAGCCAUUGGAACAGACAUCGGGAGGGGAGAUUCAGGAAGCCCUUUAGUCUGCACAAAGACAAACGCUGACUCGAGUAAAAGUAAUAUUUUGGUUGGUAUUGCAAGUGGCGCAUACCCUGGCCAAAAUGCUUUCUUCACGAGAGUGUCGGCGUAUACGGAUUAUAUUCAUGGAUGUGCGAAAAUUAACGAAAGUUCUUUUUUAAUUAUCUGUACUUUCACAUUAAUACAAAGUUACAUUGGUUUGCUGAAAGUCAAAGAAUAA
Molecule: messenger RNA, 1036 nt
Organism: Spodoptera frugiperda (fall armyworm)
Lineage: Eukaryota; Metazoa; Arthropoda; Insecta; Lepidoptera; Noctuidae
Product: chymotrypsinogen A
Exons: 7
Coding region: 101-1036 (311 amino acids)
Biological process (GO): proteolysis
Molecular function (GO): serine-type endopeptidase activity
Source: RefSeq, a predicted model, not a curated record